AUGAUUCUAUCAUCCAGCAUUGGCCGCAUCCUGGCCCUGUCUUCGUCCCUGGUUGCACUAUCCUCUGCUGAUACCCUGGUUGAAAGAACAAGCUUUGGCAAUGGAAAUCGUAUCUCGGCGGACAUGUCCUCGUUGCCGGGAUGGCAACUCUCUGGAGAUGGCUUCAUCCCGGAGAUAAUGUCCGAUAGAAUAAUUAUGACGCCUCCAUAUCCAGGCCGGAAGCGAGGCGCCAUGUGGACACUUGAUCCUGUUUCUCAAUCAGAGUGGACGGUCGACUUUGAAUUCAGAGUCAAUGGCGAGGAUGGUCCGGGUGGAAAUAUCCAGCUUUGGUAUGUUAAAAACGGCCAGGUUGAUGUCGGGUCGCAAGAUAUCUACAGCGUUUCUCGCUUUGACGGGUUGGCCAUCACCAUCGAUAGCUCACAAGGCAGAGGCAUGGUGCGUGGCUUUUUGAACGAUGGUACUACCGACUACAGAACUCACCGGAACGUCGACAGCCUGGCAUUCGGCCACUGCGAGUACUUUUACCGUAACCUUGGAAGACCAUCGCAAAUUACUAUCAAGCAGACUAUGUUUUCAUUCGAGGUUCUAAUUGAUAAAAGAAGCUGUUUCCAUACCAAAAAGGUCUUCCUUCCCGUGGGCAACACGUUUGGAAUCACAGCUUCGUCCACGGAUUAUCCCGACUCCUUCGAAGUCUUCAAGUUCGCCUUGUCGGUUCCACGACCAGGCAGCGACAGCGGCGCCUCUCAGAACCAGCGAAGCCAUCAAGCCCAGCAGCCGCCUGUUCAAAGAAGUAACACAAACCAGCAGGCCUCCCCGGACGGCCUCUCGGGAGUUCAGACCCAGAUCAAAAAUAUCCAAGAUCGCCUCCACACUUUAAGCACCUCGACUGAAAGGCUCCUGAACGACCUCGCCCUGCUCUCCAAGAAGUUCGACGAACGCAACCAAGAACUCGCCCGCAACUCCGCUAAUCGCGAUCAGGUCAGCAGCGUGGACCAGAGGGUCAUGAGGCUCGAGAGAAUGAUCGAACGCGUCCAAAAGGACCUCGCGGGCAAGGACUAUCAGCGCCAUUUCACUAAAUUGGAAGAAGCUUUGCGACACUCGCACUCGGGUCUACUCGAGAAUCUGCACGAUUCCUCCCAUCGUAAGUUUUUAAAACCCGACCCCCAACGGAAACCAAAAACUAGAAAGAAAGAAAGAAAGGAACAAAAAGAAACCAAUGCGAAAAACAAGCAAGUGCUGACGAAAAAUGACUAG
Molecule: messenger RNA, 1254 nt
Organism: Coccidioides posadasii C735 delta SOWgp
Lineage: Eukaryota; Fungi; Ascomycota; Eurotiomycetes; Onygenales; Onygenaceae
Biological process (GO): endoplasmic reticulum to Golgi vesicle-mediated transport
Cellular component (GO): endoplasmic reticulum membrane; endoplasmic reticulum-Golgi intermediate compartment; Golgi membrane
Molecular function (GO): D-mannose binding
Source: RefSeq, a predicted model, not a curated record